This is a messenger RNA of Sparassis crispa, 1782 nucleotides long. RefSeq names its product Protein phosphatase PP2A regulatory subunit A. The record is from RefSeq and is a predicted model, not a curated record. Gene Ontology annotation, biological process: protein dephosphorylation. The transcript has 9 exons. Gene Ontology annotation, molecular function: protein phosphatase regulator activity. Lineage: Eukaryota; Fungi; Basidiomycota; Agaricomycetes; Polyporales; Sparassidaceae. Gene Ontology annotation, cellular component: protein phosphatase type 2A complex; cytoplasm. Bases 1 to 1782 code for a protein of 593 amino acids.
AUGGAUCCAGGAUUCUCGGUAGACGAUAUUGCACCGAUCGCCAUCCUCAUGGACGAGUUGCGUUCUGAGGACGUGCAGCUGCGACUGAACGCCAUUCAUCGCAUCUCAACCAUUGCACUGGCCCUAGGCCCAGAUCGCGCACGGAACGAGCUCAUUCCAUUCCUACAGGAUUCUGUGGAUGAUGAAGACGAGGUUUUGUUGGCUCUGGCGGAAGAGCUAGGGAGGAACUUCGAGGAGUACAUCGGCGGAAGCGAGUAUGCACAUUUAUUGCUGGGACCUCUGGAAAACUUGUCGGCGGUAGAGGAAACCCUUGUGAGAGACAAGGCUACCGAGUCCAUCACGAAAGUCUCUGCGGUGCUCAGUCAAGCGCAGAUUGAGCAGUUCUACAUUCCCCUUGUGCAUAGAUUGUCGCGCGGCGAAUGGUUCACUUCACGGACAUCGUCGUGUGCACUGUAUGCCCCGGUCUACGACAAGGUCGCACCACCUCUCCAAGACGAGUUGCGCCGCAGUUUUGCGACCCUGGGCAGCGAUGAUACCCCAAUGGUGCGAAGGGCAGCCGCGAAAUGGCUUGGUCCCCUAGUGAAGAAGUAUUCGAAGCAACAUGUUCUGACCGACGGACUUGUGAUUUAUCGCAGACUACAGUCUGAUGACCAAGAUUCUGUUCGCCUUCUGACCGUAGAGGAUCUAAUUGCGAUCGCUCAACAACUAACGCCGGCCGAGGUCAAGGACCAGUUGCUGAAGCAGAUCAAACAGACCGUGUCCGACAAGAGCUGGCGGGUGCGGUAUAUGGCGGCCACUCAUUUCAAUGAGCUCGCAGACACCGUGGGCCAAGAACUGGUCCGGGAAGAACUCAUAGCACACUACGUUCAGCUUCUGAAAGACAACGAGGCCGAAGUUCGUACUGCAGCCGCCGGCCAGAUUCCAGGUUUCGCAAAACUGCUUGAGAAAGAGGUCAUCUUGGCGCGUAUAGUCCCCUGUGUACGUGACCUCUGUCAGGAUACCUCUCAACAUGUUCGUGCCGCGCUGGCGAAUCAAAUCAGUGGCUUGGCUCCCCUGCUCGAGAAGGACGCCACGAUAGAGCAUCUCUUACCGCUAUUCCUUCAUCUGCUGAAGGAUGAAUUCCCUGAGGUGCGCCUGAACAUCAUCAGCAAACUCGAGCAAGUCAACAGUGUCAUCGGGAUCGAACUUCUGUCGGAGAGCCUGCUCCCCGCAAUAGUAGAAUUGGCCGAGGACAAGUCAUGGCGAGUCCGACAAGCCAUCAUCGAGUACAUUCCGCUGCUUGCAAAUCAGCUCGGCAAGCCUUUCUUCGACGAGCAACUCGGAAACCUCUGCAUGUCCUGGCUAGGUGAUACGGUGUUCAGUAUCAGAGAAGCUGCGACACUAAACUUGAAGAAGCUCACGGAAGUGUUCGGUGUCGAGUGGGCAAAGGUCCAGAUUGUACCCAGGGUAGUUGGAAUGGGUCAGCAUCCCAAUUAUCUGUACAGGAUGACUACUGUCCAAGCGAUCUCGACCAUUGCUUCCUCUCUUACUCUUGACAUAGUUCGGGGCGAGAUCCUUGACACGCUGCUCCAACUAUCCGCCGACCCGAUUCCAAACAUACGUUUCAAUGUCGCAAAGGCGUUAGAAGUGCUGGCGACUACCUUUGGCGAUACUGCGGAAGGCCGACAGCUUGUGCUACAGAAGAUUGUGCCUGUGCUGGAACAGCAGAAAAAUGACCAAGAUGCUGAUGUCAGGUUCUUCGCCGUCCGUGCGCUGCAGAAAGCUCACGAAGUCGCAGCUUGA